AUGAUUCGUGAAGGGAAAAGAACAAUGAACCACAAUAUAGAAACAAAAUUAAUCGUGAAGAUCUUUCGAGCUGCCAUAAUCGACGACACAACUCUUUUGAAACCUUACAAUGGUUCUAGCUACUAUAGAGUUGUGGCAUACACGGACACCGAAGAUCAAUACGCAACAGGAAAGGUUGAGGUUUUAAAAAGAAACUAUUGGGAGUUUAAUCAAGAACUGGUGAUUUCUUUGGAUUUUCCUGCAGAAUAUCUUUACAUAGAAUUGCUUAGAUCAGGGUCUUCGUUCAAAGACCCCGGGACGUGGAGAGAUCCUGGAACAUCAAGUGGAAUGGUUGUGAUGGGUCAGGGAAAGGUUCGAUUGUCUGGUCCAACCAAGCAUGGCAAGUUCUCUGGUGCGGUCGGUCUCUUCGGUUUGAACAGUGAUCGAUGCGUUUUGGAAAAAGGAACCCUAGAAUUGUCUUUGGAACUUCGUAAAAUUGUGGUAUCAUAA
Messenger RNA from Microthlaspi erraticum, 489 nucleotides. Lineage: Eukaryota; Viridiplantae; Streptophyta; Magnoliopsida; Brassicales; Brassicaceae. The record is from the annotation of a GenBank genome assembly.